AUGUCAGGCAGCCGGCAGCCGCCGCAGCACCCAGCGUCCGGGCCGGGCGCCGCGGGCCCUCCCGGGUCCUCGUCCUCCGCCGCCGCCGCUUCCUCAGUCACCACUUCGGCCUCUUCGGCCGCCGCGACGCCUCCGGGCUCCUCCUCCGCCUCCGCCUCGGCCGGGCUGGGGGUCCCCGCGCGGCCUGUGCUGGUGGCGCCCGCCGUCUCCGGUUCUUCCAGCGGCGGCCUUUCGCGGCUGGCUGGGCCCGGCCGGGCCGGGCCGGGGAACGGCGGCGGCGGGAGCGCCGGCGGCAGCAGGAAGAGGCCGCUGCUCACGCCGCUUUGCAAUGGGCUCCUGAACUCCUAUGAGGAUAAGAGCAACGAUUUCGUGUGCCCCAUCUGCUUUGAAAUGAUUGAAGAAGCAUAUAUGACAAAAUGCGGCCACAGCUUCUGUUAUAAGUGUAUUCAUCAAAGCUUGGAGGACAACAACAGAUGUCCAAAAUGUAAUUAUGUUGUGGAUAACAUUGACCAUCUUUACCCCAACUUCCUAGUAAAUGAACUCAUUCUUAAACAGAAGCAAAGAUUUGAGGAAAAGAGAUUCAAACUGGACCAUUCAAAUGGCCACAGGUGGCAGAUAUUUCAAGAUCUGCUGGGAGCAGAUCAAGACAACCUUGAUUUGGCUAAUGUUAACUUAAUGUUGGAGCUCUUGGUCCAGAAGAAAAAGCAGCUGGAGGCCGAGUCCCAUGCUGCUCAGCUACAGAUUUUGAUGGAAUUCCUGAAGGUUGCCAGGAGAAAUAAAAGAGAGCAAUUGGAACAGAUCCAGAAGGAGCUGAGUGUUCUGGAAGAAGAUAUUAAACGAGUGGAGGAAAUGAGUGGCUUGUAUUCACCAGUCAGCGAGGACAGCACCGUGCCUCAGUUUGAAGCUCCCUCACCUUCACACAGUAGCAUUAUUGAUUCCACAGAAUACAACCAGACUCCUGGAUUUAGUGGCAGUUCCCAGACUAAAAAGCAGCCAUGGUAUAACAGUACAUUGGCGUCAAGAAGAAAGAGGCUUACGGCUCACUUCGAAGAUCUGGAACAAUGCUACUUUUCUACUAGGAUGACUCGAGUAUCAGACGACAGCAGAACCUCAAGUCAACUGGAUGAAUUUCAGGAAUGUCUGUCCAAGUUCACGCGUUACAAUUCUGUCCGGCCGUUGGCAACACUGUCGUAUGCUAGUGACCUUUAUAAUGGAUCCAGCAUAGUGUCCAGUAUUGAGUUUGACCGGGACUGUGACUACUUUGCCAUUGCUGGGGUGACAAAGAAGAUUAAAGUAUAUGAAUAUGGCACAGUCAUCCAAGACGCAGUUGAUAUUCACUACCCUGAGAAUGAAAUGACCUGUAAUUCCAAAAUCAGCUGUAUCAGCUGGAGUAGUUACCACAAAAACCUGUUGGCCAGCAGUGACUAUGAAGGUACCGUCAUCUUGUGGGAUGGGUUCACAGGGCAGCGAUCAAAAGUCUACCAGGAGCAUGAGAAAAGAUGCUGGAGUGUGGACUUUAAUCUGAUGGAUCCUAAACUGUUAGCUUCAGGCUCUGAUGAUGCAAAAGUGAAGCUGUGGUCAACCAACCUGGACAAUUCCGUAGCCAGUAUUGAGGCCAAGGCGAAUGUGUGUUGCGUCAAAUUCAGCCCAUCAUCUAGGUACCAUCUAGCCUUUGGUUGUGCAGAUCACUGUGUUCACUAUUAUGAUCUUCGGAACACUAAACAGCCAAUUAUGGUCUUCAAAGGGCACCGCAAGGCUGUUUCGUACGCCAAGUUUGUUAGCGGGGAGGAAAUAGUCUCUGCGUCAACAGACAGUCAGCUAAAGCUAUGGAAUGUAGGAAAGCCACACUGUCUGCGUUCCUUUAAAGGUCAUAUCAACGAGAAGAAUUUUGUAGGCUUGGCGUCAAAUGGAGAUUAUAUUGCCUGUGGAAGUGAAAAUAACUCCCUCUACCUGUACUACAAGGGUCUCUCAAAGACACUGCUAACCUUCAAAUUUGACACUGUCAAAAGCGUUUUGGACAAGGACCGGAAGGAGGAUGACACAAAUGAGUUUGUCAGUGCUGUAUGCUGGAGAGCACUGCCGGACGGGGAAUCCAACGUGCUGAUUGCUGCUAACAGUCAGGGUACAAUUAAGGUAAGUUUGUCUGCUAGGUUCUGUGUUAAAAGAAUGACUGUUGGUAGCAGCAAAAUCAUGGGCACUGGGAGAAGCCCCUAA
Molecule: messenger RNA, 2214 nt
Organism: Euleptes europaea (tarantolino)
Lineage: Eukaryota; Metazoa; Chordata; Lepidosauria; Squamata; Sphaerodactylidae
Gene: COP1
Product: COP1 E3 ubiquitin ligase
Exons: 19
Coding region: 1-2214 (737 amino acids)
Biological process (GO): proteasome-mediated ubiquitin-dependent protein catabolic process
Molecular function (GO): ubiquitin protein ligase activity; protein binding
Source: RefSeq, a predicted model, not a curated record